Molecule: messenger RNA, 2037 nt
Organism: Durusdinium trenchii
Lineage: Eukaryota; Dinophyceae; Suessiales; Symbiodiniaceae
Source: the annotation of a GenBank genome assembly
GUUCUUUCCAAAAAACACAGAGAGCCUUCUGUCCUUUCCUGUCGGCCGAAGUACUUCGCAUGGCUCCACCAUGCGCCGACUUGGACGCGUUUCAGGUUCCGGACUACUUGCAGGAGCUCCUUUCAGAGCUCACUGGGCCAUGGUUGGCCGAGGAGCAUCCGCUCGGUGGGCGCCACCGUGAGGACGAAGCGACUGUGAGACUCGACUCCCAGGGCCAGGAGCCGAGGACGGAGACCAAGGAGCAAGCGUCCCCCUUUGAGCUGACGCGCCGGGCGUCCCUCUUCGAGGCCUUUGUGGCCAAAGGCUUCAACUGGUCGGGUCGCCGUCGAGGAGGUGAGCGUGUGAAGCGCGAAGUGCAGACCUACGAGCCGCAGAUCAUUUGGAAGAAUGAUGUGAAGGGGGGAAGGCCGGUGUCCAAGCGUGAUGAGAUCCGCCGGAAGAUCGCGCGCACCGAGACGCACCUGGGCCUGGCGCGGGAGUCGCGCCUGGAUUCCAAGGGCCACGAGCGGCGGUCGCCCCCGCCCGGUGGCCGGACGCCGACGCCACGCGAGGGGCUGAUCCCCAGCCCGGUGCUGAGCAAUGAGGCCGUACAAGGGACGAUGUUGGAGAUCACAGGCUUUGACCUCUUGGGUCUUUGGGAAGCUGAUGGAGAAGGACUUGGCGAGACCACGCCCCCCCGACGCAAGACCAAAAGUCGCCCUGCCUCGAGACCGAUCACGCCCACGGCGAGUCCGGGCACUCGGGUGGAGUGCCCCUUGCUGGUGCGCAGAUUGGUGGGCCACUCCCCACCUGGACGUCCUCCCACUCCACCACCACCAGGGCAACCAGUGGAUCCGCAACGGACCUGGACGAAGGAUUCCUCGAUGUCGCUACCCUUGGUGGAUGAAGACUUCUUCCGCGCCAUCAGCAGCGGGCACCGCGGGAGGUUUGGCCGCGCCUUCUCCGCGGGCUUCGUGCGGCAGCUGAGCCCGAUGUUGCGACAGAUCUCCCCGGGGCGCUUUCGGCAAGUGUCCCAGGACGUCGCUGAGAGCCUCCCUGGCCCGGCAGCGUCGGCGCGGCCGGAGAGUGAAGACACUGACGCGGAGGGCAUCUUGGUCACGCACCGGCAGUCAGAGCCGGCCGAGUCGAUGACGUCAGGUUCUUUGCGUGCCAGUGAACUUCCACUGGGCUCCAUUAGCUUCAACCCACAGGCGCCUUCUUCAGCCCGAGAGUUGUGGCAAAUGUGGAGAGGGAUGAGCUUCAAGGAAGGCAAGAGUCCCUGGGACACUCCACAUGACACUGAGGAGAAGGGCUUUGGCUUGAAGGAUGACGACUUGCAGGACCCCCCGGAGUUCCCGGCGGAGGAGUCUCAGGGCGCCGUGGAGCCUGCGGAGGCGCCCGAGGCGCUGCCCACGGCGGCGGAAGAGGCUGCGGAGGCAGCGGAGGUGGGCUCCCACGGUGACCCGCUCCACGCGUCGGCGACGGAGCUCCCGGAGUCGGCCACGGAGCUCAGCGCGGUCAUCGAGGAUGAGGAGGUGGAGACGAUGUACCUGGUGCCGCCUUGGGCUCUGCGAGCACACCUCAACCUGGACCCUCUGAGCCCGCGCGAGGCACCAGCCCUCCGUGGUCGGCGGCCCUCGUCGCAGUCUUCGCGAGCUCCCAGCCCUUCGACGGGGCUGGUCUCCCGCCUGCGCCGCCUCGUGAACAUGGAGUCGCCACGCGAGACGGAGGACGGAACUGCCGAUGGCAGGGGCCGAACAGGUCCGCCAAGGGCGCUGGGCACCAGCAUGCUGAGUAUGUCCCAUCCGUCUCGAAGCACAGCGAAGGCUCAGCUGGCAGCACAAACGCAGGCGAUCAUGAAGUGCCACAAGCCACGGAGUGCGGCACUGCAGGUGAUGCCGAAAGCAGCCAGCACCGAGCCUUGGCGUCCCGGAGCGCAGGACGCGGUGCCUGAGCCGGAAGAAUCGGAAGGAGAUUCUUUGCCUCCGGAGCUUUCAUUCGCAGAGGAGGACUUCUUUCUCACCGAGAAUUGAGGCACCAAAGUGCGCCCCAGAGCAA